AUGACUCAAGGUAAAGCUCCAUCAAAUGAACAAAUUAAAAAGGACUUAAAAAGAGAUGCUGAUAAUGUUGCUAAGAAAGCUGAAGAAAAAUCAGAAGAAUUAGCAGGUAAAUCAAAACAAGAAUCAGAAAGAUUACAAAAACAAGGUAAAGAAUUCUUAAAUGAUGCAUCAGAAAAAGGUAAUGAAUUAUAUGAAGAAGCUAAAAAAGAAUUUAAUCAUUUAGAAAACGAAGGUAAAGAUUUAUUUUCAAAAUUAUAUGGAUUUUUAAAUGAAAAAGCUCAAUGUGCAAGUCAACAAUUUUCAAAAUUCUCAACUCAAUUAUCUAAAAAUACUAAAGAUUUAUCAAAUAGAUUAUAUCUUGAAUUACAAAAUCCUGUUGUUUUAACUCAAUUAGUUGUAAUUGCUGGUGGUGCAGCUGCUGCUUAUCAAGGUUAUUUAGAAAGACAUAGAAUUAGAUCAGAAAAUAAUGUUGUAUUAGGUUUACAUGCAAGUAUUAUUACUGGUUUAGUUUUAGUUGAUGGAUUUUUAUUCAACAAAUAUUAUCCAAAAUAUGAUCCAAAAACAACUACUUUUUACAAAAAACAACAAGGUCUUGAAUAA
Molecule: messenger RNA, 600 nt
Organism: Insectozyma verbasci
Lineage: Eukaryota; Fungi; Ascomycota; Pichiomycetes; Serinales; Debaryomycetaceae
Source: the annotation of a GenBank genome assembly